Rubroshorea leprosula is the source of this 3981-nucleotide messenger RNA. The record is from the annotation of a GenBank genome assembly. NCBI's taxonomy places the organism in Eukaryota, Viridiplantae, Streptophyta, Magnoliopsida, Malvales, Dipterocarpaceae.
GUUUGGAAAACUCUCUCCGUCAACCAUGCUUUCGUUCGCGAGCGUGGUGGUCUAGCUGGAAACGCCGGAGAUGGGUGGCAGAGGCCGGCCGAGAAAGAAAGAUCCACUGCCGAAGGGUGGUGCUGCAACAAAAACAACUGAUCUGAAAGAUGAUAAUGGAGAGCAAAAUAGCAUCUCAGUCGAGGAAACCAACAAAGAGCAAACAGAGGUCGUGAAGCUUGUUGCUCGCGAUCCAAACCAGAUGGGUCUCGAAAUGGAGAAAUCAGAGCUUUUGAGUCUAGAUCUAGGGGAGAAAGAAGGGGACGCUGAAGGAAUUUUGCUAGAUCUAGCAGGUUUGAUGCAAGGCCAAAGGAAAAGCGGUUUCGAUGCUGGUCCCAAGGAUGGAAGAGCAGAUAAGGGGAAGAGAGAGGCCGGCCCCGUGGAAGGGAAAGGAGCGAAGGGGAAGAAAGGAGUGCGCUUGGAGACUCAGCCUUCUGUCAUCCAGAUGAAGCAACCUUCUGGGGAAAAGGACGCUAGUUCUACAUCCGGCACGGCGAUGCCUCCUAGUGCUCGGUGGAGUGAUCUGAUUGAGAAGGAGAAAGGGGAAUUUCAACCAACCCUAAAGCAGAAGCCACUGCGUAAUUGGGCUUCGGUUGUGGAAGGGAAUAGGGAUAUCAAUAAAGGAUGGGAUUUGCAAUACAUAAAGCCUCAAGAUCCAACUGGUGCUGUGGUUAUUACUAAGGAUGAGUGGGUUAAAGGGUCAAAGAUUUGGGAGAAUGCUCUUGUGCCUAAGGCGUUUAUGCUGCGGAAUGGAGUUUUCUUGUUUGAUUUUGGUAAUGGAGAUGCAAAGCAUGCGGUGCUAGAGAGGCGAUGGACAUUUAAUGGGCACCCUUUGAUUUUGAAACAAUGGACUCUAGAUUUUGAUCCUGACAAUUUGGAUAUCAGUAAGAUUCCUGUCUGGAUCCAAUUUCCUGAACUCCAUUUGAGUCUUUGGAACCCUGAAAGCUUAGGAAAGCUAGCAAGCUAUGUGGGAGUUCCUAUUGCAACUGAUGCAUUAACAGCUAAAAGGCAAAGAGUGGCUUAUGCUCGUAUGCUAGUAGAGAUGGAAAUCAUGGACACUUUGCCUCGUGUAGUUCCUAUUAUUGGUCCAAAGGGUGCUUACUUCACUUGGAGUAAUAAGCAAGGGGAAAAUGACAGGCUGUGGUGCAAGCUGGACAGGGUAAUGGCUAAUACAACAUGGGUUAGUGCAUUCCCAAAUACUUCUGUUGUCUUUCUAAAUCCACAAUCCUCAGAUCACUCACCCUCUUUAGUGACUGUGGAUGUAUUGAUGAAUGAGAAACCAAGGCCAUUUAGAUUCUGCAAUGCUUGGUCUAAGGAUGACAACUUCCUUGAUCUGGUUAGGGAAGCUUGGAGUGUGGAUAUACAGGGAUGCCCUAUGUUUGUUGUAGUGCAGAAAUUGAAAUUGGUAAAACAGAAGAUGAAGCAGCUGCAUAAAAAUAGAUAUGGAAAUUUGGAGGGAAGAAUAAAAGAUAUGGCAGCAGAGCUACAAAAUGUUCAAGCGUCCAUGCAGAAUGCUUUAUUUGAUGAGACUUUGGUUGCAAAGGAAAAGGAACUUCAACGUGAAUUAACAAAGCUCGAGAGAGCAAAUCUGUCCGUAAUUGCCCAGCGAGCUAAAGUAACUUGGCUAAAGGAGAUGGACUCUAAUUCUGCUUAUUUUCAUGCUAAAGUAAAGGAGAGGCAGCAUAGAAGUGUUAUUAACUCCAUCCUGAACUGUGAAGGAGUUAGAGUGACUCAACCUGAACUCAUAGAACAAGAGUUUUUAAUGUUCUAUCAAAACUUGUUUGGAAAGGCAAAAGAAGGUGUUCAAGCAGUUGAUAUGAAUGUUAUCCGCAGGGGCAGAGUGUUAACUACUGAAGAGUCAGAAGAGUUAUGCAGGCCAUUUACUGCUAAGGAAGUGGAGAUUGCCCUAUUUUCAAUUCCUUCAAACAAGUCUCCAGGGCCUGGUGGAUUUACUUCAGGGUUCUAUAGAGUAGCCUGGUCAAUAAUUAAAAAUGAUGUCACGGCUGCUGUGUUGGAUUUUUUUGACAGUGGGAAAAUCCUCAAGCAAAUUAAUGCCACCAAUAUUACUAUUGUUCCGAAGGUGAGUUGCCCAAAUGUUGUCAGUGAUUAUAGGCCAAUAGCUUGUUGUAAUGUCAUCUACAAGGCUGAUGAGGAGUCCACUGUUUUGAUGAUGCAAAAGUUUGAGGAGUUUGGCCGAGUCUCUGGGUUGGAAGUGAAUAGAAUGAAGAGUCAGGUUUUCUUCAGUGGUGUUAGAGAAGGACAGAAAGUUGCUUUAAUUCAGAAGCUGGGUUUUGCUGAGGGACAGCUUCCAAUUAGAUAUUUGGGGUUGCCAUUGAUUUCAAAAAAGCUGUCUCCUGGGGCAUGUAGAGUUCAACUAGUUAACUCUGUUUUAUUCCACAUUCAAGUUUUUUGGAGUGGUGCUUUAUUGAUUCCUAAGAAAGUGUUAAAGCUAAUUGAUGUUGCUUGUAGAAAUUUCAUUUGGUGUGGUAAAUGGAAUUAUAAUGCAAUGUCUCUUGUAGCAUGGGAUGAUGUAUGUGUGCCAAGGAAAGAAGGGGGACUAGGGGUGAAGCAAUUGUUGCAUUGGAAUAAGGCAGCAUUAGGCAAAUUGGUUUGGAAUAUAUGUCAACAUCAAGAGUCGCUAUGGGUUAAGUGGGCACAGGUGGUGCUGUUCAGGGGUGAAAAUUUUUGGAAGGUUAAAAUCCCAGCGGAUUGUGCUUGGACAUGGAGGCAAGUUUUAAAACUUCGUCCUCUACUGAAAAAUAUCAUUUGGAUGCAAGUGGGAGAUGGAAGACAAGUUUCACUAUUCUGUGAUUGGUGGGCAGGUGAGUUAAGGUUCUGUGAGUUGAUCUCAAAGGAUAAGAUUGCUGUUUGGGGCCAUGACCUUACAGUUAGUGAGUGGUGGGAUGGUUUAGAUUGGACCAUUCCAGAUAGUUUUGUGAGAAGACAUCCCAUGCUUGUCCAGAUUAUUAGAUGUCAAAAACUAUCUCAACAAGUGGACAAGGCUAUAUGGAAACCUGCAAAGAAUGGUUUGUUUACUAUUUCAAGUUGCUAUCAGUUCCUAAGAGUGAAACGCCCUAAGGCGUGGGGGGCAUGGAAACCAGGACUUGAUUUGGCUUCAUCAAGUACCGCCAUGUGCAAAAGAUAUAUUCCGCCUUCCCAGGAAGACGACCAAGACCAUAAGCAUAAAAGUUCAUUCCUCACCAUUAAAGGGUCAUUCUUGAUCCCACUAAAGGCCAUUCAAAGGGCCAUUAAGAUCCAGCAGUUCCUCAGCUCGGUUCUCUCGCAGCGAGGGCCUUCAGCUCUCCCCUAUGUCAAGGACACUAAAUGGCUGAUACGCCAGCACCUCGUCACCCUCAUGUCUCAUUUCCCCUCUCUCGAGCCCAAGACCUCAACUUUCACCCAUAACGACGGCCGUCGACGACAGCGAGCCAAACCUUCUGCUACUACUACCGUCGACCUUCUUCUUCUUCUCUCAAACCCAGAUCUAGGUAGCAACAAGCGGAAGUAUAAGGACCCAACCCCUCCAUCAUCCGGUGGAAGGAGGCCCACCGGCUUCUCAUCUCCAGAUUCGUCCAAUAUUCAUGAGCCACCAUUUUCAGGCUACCGCAUUAAGUCUCUGUCCACAGCUAUCUUACCCACGCUGCUCUGCCGUCUGUACAGUUAUUACAGCCGUAAUCCCAUCUCAUCUAAACCCUUGCUGUUCUUUGUAUGCGCUGUUGAUAUGCUUAUCUAAUGCUAGAUUCUUGAAGUAUUAGUGCUUGUAUCUGUAGAUGGUCUGGGUUUGUCGUGUUUUUGCCUUUUUGGAUUUGAAGUCAGUGUGAGCAUGUUUCUCCUGAUAACUGGUAGAGAAUAAGGUGUGUUUUCGCUCUAAUUUGUAUUCCAUGUUUUUGAUUGACUUUUGGAUCCUCUUUGUGCUAAUUUGAAUGAAUUUUAACUGAGUUG